UUGCUCCGAUUAUGAUUAUUUAAUCUUCCCCCUGUAUUUCUCACAAUCGAUUUGAUGCGUUUUUCUUAUGUUUUCCACUUAUUUGCUCGAUUGCUUCGCUUUUUCUAGCAAUUCCUUUUCGAUUUGAUGCGUUUUUCUUAUGUUUUCCACUUAUUUGCUCGAUUGCUUCGCUUUUUGUAGCAAUUCCUUUUCGAUUUCUUUUCGUUUUCUUCACUCACUUCACGUUUAAUUUCUCUUUUUCGCUCCGAUUCCAUCUGGGUUUUCUUUAUUUGUUCACAUCCUGCUGCUGAACUGUCUAUUAGGUUUCUCUGUUUUGCCUUUUGUUCUUUAUAAUCGCCUUUUUUCUCUCUAUUUGGCUUAUGGGUCUUUCACGUGGGGUUCUUGUUCGCUCUGAUUCCAUCUCCGUCUCUCUCUCUAAGUUCCUUUGAAUUUCUUGUUUUCGAAUGAACACUGUCCUUUUGAAUUGGUGACUUUCUUGCUUCUGUCGGAAAGAAUUAGCUUAUUUAAAAAGAUAUGAAGUGUUUCUUUAAUCCAAAGGGGAAAUCCAAAUCCAAAGGAAUAUCCAAAUCCGCUCCAGAGUUGAACCAAGGGGAUAAAUCCAACAAUUCCGCCACCAAAAAUGGUUUCGGACCGUCAAAUUCAUUACCAUCGAGGAGUAUUCCUGAAUUAUUCAAAGAGAAGGAGCAUAAUUUGAGGGUUUUCUCCCUCCAAGAUCUUAUUGAUGCAACAAAUGGCUUCAGCAGGAUGCUGAAGAUUGGGGAGGGUGGUUUUGGAACUGUGUACAGAGGAAGAGUUAAGCCCUCAACUACCAAUGAUGAACCUGUUGUGGUCGCCAUUAAAAAACUCAACCAGCAUAGCUUGCAGGGUCAUAAAGAAUGGCUUGCAGAAGUUCAGUUUCUCAGUGUAGUUGAUCAUCCAAAUUUAGUUAAACUUCUGGGUUAUGCUGCUGAGAAUGGUGAGAGAGGAAUCCAGAGGCUGUUAGUCUACGAGUUCCUUCCCAAUCGGAGCUUGGAGCACCAUCUUUUCCAAAGAAUGUCGCCGACUCUCCCAUGGAAGAAAAGAGUAGAGAUUAGCAUUGGUGCAGCUCAGGGCUUGGCUUAUCUACACGGAGGAUUAGAAACACAGGUGAUAUAUCGGGAUUUUAAAUCAUCGAACGUGCUAUUGGACGAGAACUUCAAGCCUAAACUCUCAGAUUUUGGUCUUGCUAGAGAAGGACCAAGUGGUGAUCACACACACGUUUCUACAGCAGUGGUUGGAACACAUGGAUACGCUGCUCCUGAAUAUGUUGAAACGGGCCGUCUCAAGAGCCAAUGUGACGUAUGGAGUUUCGGUGUGGUUUUGUAUGAACUCCUCACAGGCAGACGAGCAUUGGAUAGAAACCGACCCACGGGAGAGCAGAAACUUCUUCAAUGGGUGAGACAGUUUCCAGUUGACAGUAGUAUGUUCACCAUGCUAAUCGAUCCUCGACUCAGAAACCAGUAUUCCUUGUCCUCCGCCCGGGAAGUUGCAAAGUUGGCAGACCGGUGCCUGAACAAGAAUGCAAUGAAUCGGCCAACGAUGACAGAAGUAGUAGAAAGCUUACAGAAAGCGCUAGUAAUGUCGGAAGAGAAAACGAGCUCAAGCUCGAGCAGUAGCCAGAAACAACAAUCUCAUGGCGUUCUGUUAUCUCCAAGAUUUGUUGAUCAAAAGCAUGGCAUGAUUGGAAGACAAGGAAAGGUAUGAACCUCUCUAUGAAAAGUUUUGACCUUCUACUGUAAUGGUUGUAAGAUUGGAUGUGUUGGAUCUGUAUGAUUAAGGAGUGAUGCAUAAUUAUCGUAAUUUUUUUAAUAAUAG
Cucurbita maxima (winter squash) is the source of this 1833-nucleotide messenger RNA. Its product is annotated as probable serine/threonine-protein kinase PBL19. Gene Ontology annotation, molecular function: protein kinase activity; ATP binding. Lineage: Eukaryota; Viridiplantae; Streptophyta; Magnoliopsida; Cucurbitales; Cucurbitaceae. The record is from RefSeq and is a predicted model, not a curated record. The transcript is spliced from 4 exons. Gene Ontology annotation, biological process: protein phosphorylation. Bases 514 to 1722 code for a protein of 402 amino acids.